Molecule: messenger RNA, 3138 nt
Organism: Lodderomyces elongisporus
Lineage: Eukaryota; Fungi; Ascomycota; Pichiomycetes; Serinales; Debaryomycetaceae
Gene: RAT1
Product: ssRNA exonuclease
Exons: 1
Coding region: 1-3138 (1045 amino acids)
Biological process (GO): nucleobase-containing compound metabolic process
Cellular component (GO): nucleus
Molecular function (GO): 5'-3' RNA exonuclease activity; nucleic acid binding
Source: RefSeq, a predicted model, not a curated record
AUGGGAGUUCCCGCAUUAUUCAGAUGGUUAUCUAGGAAAUACCCAAAGAUUAUAUCUCCAGUGGUUGAAGAAGACCAAAACGAAAUUGGAGGUGCCAAAUAUGAAGACCCCAAUCCAAAUGGAGAGAUUGAUAACCUCUACUUGGACAUGAACGGUAUCGUACACCCUUGCUCGCACCCAGAGCACAAGAAAGCGCCCGAGACAGAAGAUGAGAUGUUUUUGGAUAUCUUUACAUAUACUGAUCGAGUGCUCAUGAUGGCACGACCUAGAAAAGUAUUGAUGAUUGCGGUUGAUGGAGUGGCACCACGAGCCAAGAUGAAUCAGCAAAGAGCAAGAAGGUUCCGUUCGGCACAGGAUGCCAAGAUUAAAGAUGAGGCGAUUGCUAAAGAAAUAGCCGAUAAAGAGUUUCGUGGUGAGUUGAUUGACAAUGCAGUAAAAGUAAAGAAACUGUGGGAUUCGAAUGCCAUCACACCAGGUACACCAUUCAUGGAUAGAUUGGCUGAGGCGUUGCGAUAUUGGGUGGCAUAUAAGCUUGCAAACGAUCCAGGAUGGGCCAAUUUGCAAGUGAUCAUUAGUGAUGCCACUGUUCCCGGUGAAGGUGAGCACAAGUUGAUGAGUUUUAUUCGAUCACAAAGAUCUGAUCCUCAAUAUGACCCAAACACAAAGCAUUGCAUAUAUGGUUUGGAUGCCGACCUUAUCUUUUUGGGUUUAGCUACGCAUGAGCCACAUUUCCGAGUGCUCAGGGAAGACGUUUUUGCCAAUCAGGAAAAGAGAAUGACAAUUUCGGAUCAUGUCGCAAUGAAUAAGGACCAAGCAGAUCUGAUAGAAGAGCGUGACCGGAAAAAGCCGUUUUUGUGGUUGCAUGUGAAUGUCCUUAGAGAGUAUCUUGCUGUUGAACUACAUAACCCAAACAUGUCGUUUCCUUUUGAUUUGGAGCGUGCUAUAGAUGAUUGGGUGUUUAUUUGUUUCUUUGCCGGUAACGAUUUUUUGCCUCAUUUACCGAGUUUGGAUGUUAGAGAUAAUGGUAUUGAUACUUUGGUCAAUUGUUGGAAGAGGUGUGUCCCAAGGCUUCGCGAUUAUGUCACAAGUGAUGGUAAAUUAAACUUGGACAGUGUUGAAGUUUUGAUGGCAGAUUUGGCGAUUAAAGAGGAUGAGAUUUUUAGAAACAGGUUUAGAAUUGAGCAACGGAAAGAAGAGGGCCGCAAGAGACGGAAACUUGCAGAAGAGCAGGAUAAGGCAUUAAAGAGUGUGUAUUUGUCGCAAGUUUCCAAGGGAAAAGAAAAAGCACCCAUGGAAGCCAAUGUGAAUAUGCCUUUGAUGGAUACAAGCGGAAAUGUUGUUGAUGGUUUUGCUCCGUUGAGCAACAAGGAUAUUGUUCAUAAUAGAGAUGCAAUUACGUUGGCAGGAAUGGCUAAUCAAGAUGCAGCGGCUGCGUUGAAGAAAUUGAUUGACUCAAAGAAAAAGAGUAUGAUUGAACAAGAAAGGAGUAGUGGUGUAGCAGGUGCUCUGGGAGCAAGUGGAGACUCUCCAAGUGAGUCUAGUGAAGCAGUAGCUACUCCUUCUGCGGCAAACACGGACCUGGAAGAUACCAUAAAUGGAAAAGAGACCAAGAAGAGAUCUUAUCAACAAGACGAAAGCAUUGAGGAUGAGGAUAGGCUUAGGCUUCACGAACCAGGGUACCAAAAAAGGUAUUACGAAGUGAAGUUCCAUUGCACGAGUGAUGAAGAAAUUGAAGAGACGAGAAGAAAUGUGGUGAGAAGUUAUAUUGAAGGUAUUUCGUGGGUGGCGCUAUACUACUAUCAAGGUUGUCCAUCGUGGAACUGGUUUUAUCCAUACCAUUAUGCUCCGUUUGCUGCUGAUAUGACGAACUUAAGAGACCUUUUCCCUGAAGGUGUUAAAUUCGAAUUAGGGAAACCUUUCCGUCCAUAUGAGCAAUUGAUGUCUGUGCUACCUGCUGCCUCAAAGCACGCCCUUCCCGAUGCGUUCCAUGGUUUAAUGACCGACCCAAAGAGUGAGGUUAUUGAUUUUUAUCCAGAAGAUUUUGAAAUCGAUAUGAAUGGAAAGAAAAUGAGCUGGCAAGGUAUACCAUUGUUGCCCUUUAUUGAAGAGGAACGACUUUUGAAAGCUGUUCAGGCAAAGUACUCUGAGUUGUCGGAAUAUGAACUAAGCCGAAAUGUGAAUAAAGAGGCUGAGUUAUUCAUCUCUAAUCAAAAUAAAAAUUAUGCUUUAUUCAAAGAAGAGUUUUAUGACAAACAAAACACAGAGGUUAGUUUCAAGUUUGCUAGGAGUGGUUUAUCGGGAGUUGUUAUAAAGUUUAGCGGGUUCCAGCCAAAUGGAUUUCUCAGAUUCCCAUUGGAUCAAGGUGAAAUGCCCGAUGUUGAUAAAAGAGAAUAUUUGCAAGCUGAAUACCAUUUCCCAGCAAAGAGGAAAGGUAAAUCAAUGUUACUCAAUGGCUUUAUAGCACCUACACCGGCAUUGACUGUGAAUGAUGUAAAUGAAAUCUUGUACAAAUUGAAUUCGCAAGAUCUGAGAGGAAUGGGCGGUAAUUACAGAAACGAUUUUAAAGCAGUCAGUGAUUAUGUCAAUCGCGGCCCUGCGGGUAAAGAAGUUUACAAGUCUUAUGGCAUGAGAAUUGGAGGUUAUAGGUCCUAUUUGCAUGCAAUUAAAAAUGGACAACCAAAUAUACAAGAAAAUCGACCUCAUGCGCAAGGAUACUCUAAUCAAGGUUACUCCAAUACUGGUGGAUAUGGCAAUCAAAGAUAUAGUCAGCAGCAGCAGCAUCAGCAUAAUUAUUCUCAGCCAUAUGGUCAGAAUCAGAGGCAGGGUGGGUAUAACAACAGCAACUACAACAACAAUUAUAAUAGCGGUUACAACAAUCAUAAUAACUAUAGUAAUCAUAAUCACAACAACUAUAACAGUGGUUACUACAACAGCUAUAACAAUGGUUACAACAACAAUUAUAAUAACGGUUACAACAACAACGGCAACAACAACGACUAUAACAGUGGUUACAACAAUAACCAUCACAACAGCUAUAGCAAUAAUAACCAUAGUAGUAGGGGAGGUGCCAAUUCCAGAGCAAGUUUCUUGCCUCCAAAGCCGCGUUCAAAUAACGGACGCAACGGCUAUAGGUUUUAG